Messenger RNA from Vicia villosa (hairy vetch), 1812 nucleotides. RefSeq lists its product as uncharacterized. The coding region runs from base 1 to 1812 and encodes 603 amino acids. The record is from RefSeq and is a predicted model, not a curated record. The transcript is spliced from 2 exons. NCBI's taxonomy places the organism in Eukaryota, Viridiplantae, Streptophyta, Magnoliopsida, Fabales, Fabaceae.
AUGGCUCAGAGAAACAUUAUUUGUUCAGUGCAUUACAAUGGUGUUAUCAGUAACGAUCUAACCAACGGUUUUUCGUUUAGUAAUACCGAAACAAAACGUUUCAAAGUGCAUUGUAGAGCCGAUUUUAUGCAUUUGAAGGAACGGAUCGAAACAAAAUUGCAACUUCCUGUAAGUGAAAUUAUUUAUCGACUUCCGUUGUUUAAUGGAGACAGCGGUAUCAUUUUUUACGUCAUGAAACCAAUAGAGGACGACGAUGGCGUUAAAGUGAUGUUCGAAUGUCACAAUUCGUUUGCACCUCUUGACGAUAUGGAGCUAUAUGUUCAUAUUGUUAGUCCUCCCAUUAACCAAUCGCAAGAGUCGCAUUCGCAUCAAUACGGUUUGAGCCAACCCACUGACGAAGAGCCAACCCAAAACAACGAACCAUUUAUACCCGACGAACAGGUUGACGAGUACAGUGAGGAUGAAAUACAAGAAGUGCAAUAUGAAGAUCUUUUUGGUGAUGACAAUGACCCUGAUAUUGUUGAGCCGUCGCAGCCUACACUUGCACGACCGAUUAGCAUGUACGCCCCACCGGAUCACAUGCGAAAUAUCUGUUUAGAAGAGGCACCGUCUGAAUCAAUUUUUGGUUCCCACAUAACAAACUAUAGUGAUGUUGAUUUAUAUGAGGGAAUGGAGUUUGAAGACAAGGAGGAGUGCGUUGCUGCUAUGCAACAUUGGCAUAUCACCAAUAAUCUUGAUUAUUGGGUAUACAAAUCUGAUACGAAGAGAUAUGUCAUCAAAUGCAAAAAUCUAACUUGCAAAUUCAAAUGUAGAGCAUCAGUUUGCAAGAAGAAUUCUAAGUGGAUGAUAGGUAAGUUGAGUGGACCACAUGUCUGCACAACCACUUCAAUGUCGCAAGAUCAUAGACAACUUACAUCAGAUAUUGUCUCUCACUGCAUCAGAGAUUUGGUUAACACCGACCCCUCAAUUAAGGUAAAGCUCAUAAUUUCUCAUAUAACAGGAAAGUAUGGUUAUAAUAUAUCUUACAGGAAAGCGUGGAUUGCAAAGGUAAAGGCCAUAGAAUCCUUGUAUGGAAACUGGGAGACAUCUUACAAUGACCUUCUACGAUGGUUAUUGGUAAUGAAAACAUAUCUGCCUGGAAUGAUAAUAGACUUGGAAACUUUACCUGCAUUUUCAAACGAAGGAAGUCAGUUGGGUGAUAAGAUGAUAUUCCAUCGUCUAUUUUGGGCUUUUCAACCUUGCAUCCAUGGUUUUGCCUAUUGCAAGCCAAUUGUUCAAGUCGACGGAACAUGGUUGUAUGGAAGGUACAAAGGGACAUUGUUGAUGGCUGUGGCGCAGGAUGGGAAUGGUAACAUUUUUCCAAUUGCUUUCGCUAUUGUCGAGGGUGAAACCAAGGAUGCUUGGAGUUUUUUCCUUCGUAAUCUAAGAAUCCAUGUGACACCCCAACCCAAUCUAUGCCUAAUAUCAGACAGACAUCCAUCGAUUAAAAGUGCCUAUGAUGAUCCUGCAAAUGGAUGGCAAAAUCCUCCGUCAUCACAUGUCUAUUGCAUAAGGCAUAUCGCGCAAAAUUUUAUGCGUGCGAUUAGAGACAAAGAACUACGUAAAAAACUCGUCAACAUGGGAUAUGCAUUGACGGAGUCAACGUACAAUUACUAUAGAACCGAAAUUUGUCAGACAAAUAGAGAUGCUAUGGAGUGGAUUGAAAAUAUCCCCAGGGAGAAGUGGGCAAGGGCGUUUUAUAGAGGGCAACGAUGGGGACACAUGACGACUAACCUUGUAGAAGCAAUGAACUCUGUGCUAAAGGCUACCUGA